Plectropomus leopardus (leopard coralgrouper) is the source of this 597-nucleotide messenger RNA. NCBI's taxonomy places the organism in Eukaryota, Metazoa, Chordata, Actinopteri, Perciformes, Serranidae. The record is from RefSeq and is a predicted model, not a curated record.
CCCUGCAGAAACCAACACAGCUCAGCAGACUAACAGCAUGGAGCUCGGUUUAUGAGAGCUCGUUGUGACGGACGCUGUUGUGAGGUGGGAUGUUUUGGAUAUGAUGGUGCCCACCCAGCCGUGACAAUGUAUGAGGUGAUGUCCGGGGACACCCUGGCUUGGAAGGUGCCCAAUCCAAGACCCAGCAGCACAGACUCCACCCCCGACUCGCACGUCAGCGGGGAAGGAGGGCCCAUCAAGAUCCUCAAAGUGUGCUUCUGCACCAACAACACUUUGGGCAAGAACUUCAAGCUGGUGAAAUGUGACAGCUCCUGGCAAAUAAGGGCCAUCAUUCGAUCGAUUCUGAUCAGCGGUCGAUUGGGGCCGAACAUCGAACACACGGGAUGCUACGGUCUCCUGCUGAAGCACCUGAAGUCCGAGGAAAUUCACUGGCUGCAUCCAGACCUGACUGUCGGGGAGGUGGAGCAAAAAUAUGAGAGCAAUCACGUGGAAGCUGAGUGGAGGUAUGACCUCCGUAUCAGAUACGUUCCUGUCAACUUCUUGGAAAAAUUCAAAGAUGACAGAUCAACGUUAAUGUAUUUUUACCAACAGUUCUAA